Messenger RNA from Phymastichus coffea, 1182 nucleotides. RefSeq names its product piggyBac transposable element-derived protein 3-like. Bases 1 to 1182 code for a protein of 393 amino acids. Lineage: Eukaryota; Metazoa; Arthropoda; Insecta; Hymenoptera; Eulophidae. The transcript is spliced from 2 exons. The record is from RefSeq and is a predicted model, not a curated record.
AUGAGUGAUUCUGAAGAAGUAUAUGAAGGAGAUCAAAUCCCAUCAGACGAUGAAUCUGUCGAUGGAAAUGGCAUAAGCGAUGAAGAAGGUUAUGACCUGAAUGUAGACUCUGGAAAACAUUAUGAGAAUGAUUCUCGUAGGUUCAAAAAGAGUAAAAUUUCAUCAGAUGAAACUUGGUCAAACCAAUCUUUACCUUUCGAUAACUUACCUUUUACAAAGAACGUUGGGCCAAAGAAUAUUCCUGAUACUAAUAAAAUUAAGAAUGACGUUCCCGUGACUGCAGAUGAGAUAAAGAAAUUUAUUGGAGUGAACAUAAUGAUCGGUGUCAAACAUUUACUAUCUUAUCGUGAUUCUUGGCCUUCAAAUCCUCAGUUGAAUGAUGCUUAUAUAAGCUCGUCAAUGCCGGUUAAAAGAUUCUCUUUUCUGCUUAGUAAUUUACAUUUGAAUGAUCAAACUAAAGAACCUAAAAAAGGAGAAGUUAAUUUCGACAAAUUAUACAAAAUAAGGCCAUUUAUUGACAGAAUUUCUGAAACUUAUAUGCAAUAUUAUGAUCCAACAAGAGAGCAAUCUAUAGAUGAGAGCAUGGUAAAGUUCAAAAGCAGAAAUACUAUGAAACAAUACAUGCCUCAGAAACCCAUAAAACAAGGAUAUAAGAUAUGGGUAAGAUCAGAUAUGAAUGGCUACGUAUGUGAAUUUCAAAUUUACACGGGAAAAAUUAAUAAUGUUACUAAGAAAAAUUUAGGAGAAAGAGUUAUCAUGAGUUUAUCCCAAACUCUGAAAAAUAAAAAUUACCAUAUCUAUUUUGACAAUUACUUUACAAGUACUAAUUUGAUGAUAACAUUAUUGAAAGAUGGAAUUUCUGCCUGUGGGACAAUUCGAAAGGACGAUCUUCCUAAAAAUCAAGGAAAAGAUAAAGACAUGAAGAUGGGUGAUAACCAAUACCGUCCGUCAAAUGAGGGCAUCAGAUAUUUGAAAUGGCUAGACAAAAAACCAGUUCAUUUUUUAUCAAAUUUUCAUGAUCCAUCUGAUUUGUCUGAGGUAGAGAGAAGACAAAAAGAUGGUUCAUUGAAGACUAUAGCUUGCCCUCAAAUAGCGAAGGAUUAUAAUGCUCAUAUGGGAUUUGUUGACAAAUCAGAUCAGAUGAAAUCAUUCUAUGAAAUCACAAGAAAAAGUAGAAAAUGA